Molecule: messenger RNA, 2121 nt
Organism: Knipowitschia caucasica
Lineage: Eukaryota; Metazoa; Chordata; Actinopteri; Gobiiformes; Gobiidae
Source: the annotation of a GenBank genome assembly
AUGUUGACUGCUUCUCGUGGCUAUCCAUAUACACUUCUUCUUCUCAAACUUUUGCCUCUUAAACGAGUGGCUGUCCCAAGAUUUUACACCUUGGACAAUUCUAGCUCCACAUCUGGAAUAGAAUGUUACAGAGACUUGCAGAGGUAUUUCAACAGGAGAGUGAGAGCCGCAUAUCUCCUCUACUCUGCUGUACCUAACUUUUCAAGGGUUUGCAGUCUUCAUCAUAUUUAUUAUAUUGAUACAGAUGGGGUCUACAGAAUAGAUAAACAAAAUGCAGAUCAAUCACCAGAUAAAGUACUUGAUCUACAACAGUUGUUUAAAAAGGGUGGAUCAGAGCAAAAACAGCAUGUGCCUUGGGCUGUCCAGAGAAUACGUGUAUCGCCACAAGAAAAACAUCUUGCCGUAACUCUUAAAAAGUAUCAAUCGGAAGAGCAGAGAUGUGUAAUUAUAAGCCUUGGACAUGGGCCUUUAUUUCCACUUGUUCAGCUGGAGAAAGUAAUCAGCUUUGAGUGGGCCACAGAUGAUGUCCUGUAUUACACUACUCUCAAUGGUCUGCGAAGUAGAAUCGCUUUUCGCCUCGACUUAACAAAGAACAGAACAAUUACAUCUGUAUUUGAAGAGCCAAAGCUUGAUGUUUUUGUGGAAGUAGCCGUCACUCGAGAUCAGAAAUUUCUCACCAUUAACUCGAACAGCAGAAGCAGCUCUGAAGUGCUCGUCCUUGACAAAGAAGAUCAGAGUCAAGAAAUAUUCCUAGUUCAAAAACGUCUUCCUGAUCUUUUGUAUCACGUCGAGCAUUGGAAAGGCUCUCUCAUUCUUCUGUGCAAUUAUGGCCCAGAGCAGGAAUAUCAGGUGGUUCAAACAUCCUUGUCCAAGCCAUCAUUUGAUACAUGGCAGCCGAUAUAUUGUCCUCCAUCUGGAUUUACGAUAAAAGACAUGGAAAUAAUUGCAGACUUUUGCAUUUUAACCACAAGGACACCAUCUCAUAGAAUUGGUCUGUCUGUAAUGUCACUGAAUCAUCCAGAUGUACUCUACACUUUAGAGCUACCGUCAUGGGCCUGUGCGUUUGAGGCCAGAAAAGCAAGUGCUCAAGACAAAACCAAUACGCUGGAGUUUCUGAUCUCCUCUCCUGUUCACCCACCACUGCAUUUCUGUCUGAUCCCUGAAAAAGGAUUGAUUCUAAGUGCUGAAGGAAAUCAAAACUCCACUGAUCACCUCAACACUAUUACAACCACUCGUCUGGAAGCUCGCAGCAAAGAUGGGACACUGGUGCCAAUCACGCUGUUCCAUGCUGCACGUUUGAAGGCUUUGGAUAAAGUGCCUUUGCUUGUUCAUGUUUAUGGAUCUUAUGGCCGGGACCUUAGCAUGGAGUUUAGUCCUAAGAAAAGACUUCUGUUACAGCUGGGUUGGGCUCUGGCAUAUUGUCACGUCAGGGGUGGGGGAGAACGUGGUCUCUCGUGGCACAGACAGGCUCGCCGUGAAGGCAAACUCAAAAGUGUGGAGGACCUGGUGGCUUGUGUCCAACAUCUUUUCUCUUCUGGGGUGUCUUCAUCCACAGUCACUGCCCUCACCGCCUCCAGUGCUGGGGCCAUUCCAGUGGGGGCCCUUUGCAAUCUUCACCCACAUCUGAUACAGGCUGUUACGCUCCAGGCUCCCUUUUUAGAUGUCCUUGGAACAAUGAUGGAUUCUAGUCUGCCUCUGACAAUUGAGGACAGAGAAGAAUGGGGCGAUCCUGUGGAAAAUACUUCACACAGACUUGCCAUUUCCAGUUACUGCCCCCUUCACAACAUUACUCCUCAGAGGUAUCCAUCCAUGCUAUUAACGGCCUACAGUGCCGAUUCCAGAGUGCCUUUGCGUGGUAUUCAGAAUUAUGCUGAGAAGAUACAAAAGGCUAUUAAUUCCCAUCUCUCCUUAAUUCCGGAAUCAGGAUGUGAACACAAGCCAAAUGUUGUACUAAAUAUCCAACCAGGAGAAAAUCAUAACGGACAAGAAGACUUUGACUUGAUGGUUAAAGAGGAUGCCCUUGAGCUUGCAUUCCUGUACACAGAGCUGAGGCUAGACCUUCCAACUCAUUUACGAAGGAAAAGGAGGUACAGCAAUGUCAACCCAACAUCCAAAGAAUAA